UCACAUAUAGUUUCUCCUAUCAUCGCUAUAUUCUUUUGCUCUUAUCUUAUCUACCCUUUAUUUUUUUCUUCAACAUGUUCAACAAAUUUCCCAUACAAGGCCUCUUAUUCUUUAUGGUUUUCUCAUGUCUUCUUCUUGUAUCUUCGUCUCUCCAAACAACAAGAAAAGUUUUGUCAAAGGAUGAAAAUUUCUCAAUUCAAACUACAGUAGUUAAGGAAAAUGUUAUUGAUGAUGGAGAAGAAUCCAUGGUAAUGGAAAGGAUGAAUUUGGAAAUAGAAGAUUAUCCAGGAACAGGAGCAAACAACAAUCAUGACCCUAAGCCACCAGGAAGAGUUUGAGUGAUGCAUAAAUUUAUUAAUUAAGACUUAUUAGAAAAAUAUUCCAUACAUGUCAUGUGGGACAUACAUAUAAAUUAUUGGUGUGAUAAUAUGUUUUCAUCCACAAUUUUUAAUGGAUGGCAUUUGUUUGUUUGUCUGUAAAUUGUAGCAAAUUAUUAUUUGUAGUAAAAGGUUUUAUCUAUUUAUAUGUUGA
This is a messenger RNA of Trifolium pratense (red clover), 531 nucleotides long. RefSeq lists its product as uncharacterized. Lineage: Eukaryota; Viridiplantae; Streptophyta; Magnoliopsida; Fabales; Fabaceae. Bases 75 to 338 code for a protein of 87 amino acids. The record is from RefSeq and is a predicted model, not a curated record. The transcript is spliced from 3 exons.